CUUUUUUUUUUUUUUUUAAAUCGUCUUUGUUUAAUUUAAAUAAAAAAUCGCUUGUGGUUUCUGUUUGAAAAUCUUAAUAUUAUGAGUUAGGAUUAGACUUAGUUUCUUUUUCCUCUAGUGGAGGAAAAGUUAUAAAUUGUGAUAUUUAUUGAUGUGUACAUGCGGCUAAAUAAAAUUUCAGAUUUUUUUCUGCCCUGAUUUCUUUUUUUUUUCUGUCCUGUUUAGUGGUAUUGACAUUUCUGUCAUAAAAGUUUUAUAUCUUUGCUCUGCGUGAUGCUUGUUAUUUGAGAAAAGGACGCAGGUGGACACAGUUGAAAAACAGACAAGCCAAUCAGAUUGCUCCGUCCUCCUUUAGCCAAUGACAGGCGCCACAUUGUUGUCAAAUUUGUCUAAUGAAAACGUAGGAGAGCAACAAUAGAGGGAGAGAGGGAUCUGUAUCCACUGGCGAUCUCUCGAGGAAGUUAGUGUCUCACGCUGGAGCAGGGAGAACAAGCUCAGCUCACAUUUAAUCAACUUCCUCGGCUCGUUAAUGAUCGAUCUUCUGCUGUAUUUCUUUAGCUGGAAACUUUUGUUUGUGAAACCCGUUUUUAAUAACUCUGGACAAGUCUUUACGCGCUAGAACGCAGAAAAGCCAUCUACUAGGCUAGCUUUAACUAAUGGACUGAUUGUGACAUAAAUAAUAAUACUGAAACGCUUUGGCGACGUGUUUUAAAAAAAAAUCCUGAUCAAAAUAAAUUGUAAACCACCGUUAAUUGAACAUUUUUUUGUGCUUUCUUGUCGGAUGCUUGUGCAGUUCAUUUUUUUGACGUGCGACUUUGAUUGAAUUUAAGAAAUCGGUUGCUGCUGUUUAACCUCGACGAUCAAUCGCUAAUCCAUCGGGGGCAGAUCAUGGACCUUCGUCCGGAGCUUUCUGGCGCUCAGGCGGGCACACAGGUUCACGCCGCAGCCGCUGCAGCCGCCUCCAUCCCCGUGUCCAUGGCCAGCAGUCUGCUGAGAGGCCCGCCGCUGCUGCUGCGCCCUACAGAGAAAUACCCUCGCACGCCCAAGUGCGCCCGCUGCCGUAAUCACGGCGUUGUGUCGGCGCUUAAAGGACACAAGCGCUACUGUCGCUGGAAGGACUGCAUGUGCGCAAAGUGCACCCUGAUCGCCGAGAGGCAGCGAGUGAUGGCUGCGCAAGUGGCGCUCCGCAGACAGCAGGCUCAGGAAGAAAACGAAGCGCGAGAGCUUCAGCUCCUUUACGGCACAGCAGAGGGACUCGCGCUGGCCGCAGCCAACGGCAUCAUCCCGCCCCGGCAGAACUACGAAGUGUUUAGCCAAGUGAGCACUGACAGCAGCUCUGAAUCUAACAUGCAAAAGUUUGAAUUAUUCCCUAAGACUCCACUGUCAGGAUCUGUGACCCCACAGCCUACAGCUGGAAAGUCUGUAUCUGCUGACACUGAAUCAGUGCCUGGGAUCUCAUCCCCAGAUGUACACCAUGGCUCUGGGUCCGAAAACGGCGACGGAGAGUCAUACGUCAGCUCUCCAGCUCCAAAACCCAUGAAAGACGGCGAGGAGACACCACCGUCGAUAAGUCCACUUGGCUCAGACUCAGACACAGACAAAGAUGAACAAGAGCCAUCGCCCUCCUCUGCUUCGUCUCGCCACAUGAAUGCUAUUGACAUCCUGACCAGAGUGUUCCCCACGCACAAACGCAGUGUCCUGGAGCUCGUUCUCCAGGGAUGUGGGAAAGAUGUUGUCCAGGCCAUCGAGCAAAUCCUCAACAACAGUGGACAAGCCAAACCUCCAGAGGAAACCUGGUCAGCAGAGAGGGUGCUCCAGAGCGUCCAGCAACCCUUGUCCUCUGCUCCAAGGCCCGUGUUACCUGGAACCAUGACACUCAGCAACCGGUCAGCCUUCUCCCCAUUGCAACCCAAUGGUCCACACUUCGGCACGGACCCCAGCGCGUACCCUCUUGGCACACCCCUGGGCCUGAACCCACUUCGCUUGGCCUACUCGGCACAUGGCCGAGGGCUCACCUUCAUGACCCCUUACUCCACAACAGGCCUGAUGCCCACUCUGGGAUUUAGGCCACCAAUGGACUAUGCUUUCAGUGACCUGAUCAGAGACAGGACUCUCCUACAUAAGGAGCAGAGCUACACAAAUGGACUUUAUGGUCCCCUGGUUAACAACACUCCAGAAAAACAGUGAGCGGGUAUUUCACUGAGGAAAAAAACAGGACUGAACAAAAAGGUGAAAAGGCUAAAUGUAGCCCAUUCUCGAGAGAAGUGUUCUGUGUCUAAAAAUAAAUAGACUUAAACCCCUUAUAUACUUAUCCUAAUGACAUUCUCUGUACAUAAAGAUUUCUGAUUUACUCACCUGACAGAAUUAUUCAACUAGCAUAAAGUGACACAUAUCUAGUGUUGGGGUUUUUGUUGACGUUUGUGCUGAUAAUGGUUACCAAAAAGCUCUAAUUUAAACAGACCUCGCUUGCGGGUCCUGGAUCAAACUAAUCACAUGAAGUUCAAUUGAAAGAGUAACCAGUAUUUUCAUGUAAAUUGCGUAUUUUGAAUUCUUUACAUAUCUAUCACAAUUAUAUUAGAUUAUUUACUGAACGGAUCAAGUCUCCGUGCGAUAAUGGUGCAAUUAAAAAAAUAAUUUUCUCCGUCAUUUAAAAAGAGAGACUAUACUAAUAUACAGUCUUCAAACGUCAUGCUUUUAGCUGACACUCUGUAAAAUUGUGCCAUGUUAAAUUACCAAGACAUGAACAGUUCUGUUAAGAUUAUUGUUAAAGAUCUUGACUAAAGUAGAUUCUCUGACUCUUUUUGUGC
Ictalurus furcatus (blue catfish) is the source of this 2807-nucleotide messenger RNA. RefSeq names its product DMRT-like family A2 (gene dmrta2). Bases 889 to 2187 code for a protein of 432 amino acids. Gene Ontology annotation, biological process: sex differentiation; regulation of transcription by RNA polymerase II; germ cell development. Gene Ontology annotation, molecular function: RNA polymerase II cis-regulatory region sequence-specific DNA binding; DNA-binding transcription factor activity, RNA polymerase II-specific; protein binding. The record is from RefSeq and is a predicted model, not a curated record. The transcript is spliced from 2 exons. Gene Ontology annotation, cellular component: nucleus. Lineage: Eukaryota; Metazoa; Chordata; Actinopteri; Siluriformes; Ictaluridae.